AUGGCAGACCCCCGAGUCGUCAACAUGGAUGGCUUUACAUCCACCUCUCAUUCUAAUAUAACGCCCACGCUUUCUCCAUCUCUGCCAUCAAAUCGCCUCAAACGCCCCUUCACGGUUUGCGUAAUCGGUGCUUCGGGUGCGAUUGGCGCUGGAGUCGCGAAAUCAUACGCACUGGCGGGAUGUAGUGAUCUUAUUCUCGCUGGGCGGAACUCUGAUACCUUGAAAAGGGUAUCUGAGGAUAUACUAUCUUCCUCUGAUGAGAGUGAUAACGAGGGGGUAAAGACAAGGAUCCAUAUCCAACACUGCGACAUCGCAUCGCACGACUCCGUCCGCAAACUCGCAGAAUUUAUAGGUUCCUCCUUCUCCGGGGUACUGGACGCUGUCGUGCUGGUAAGCGGUAUAUCGGGCCCUGUCGAGCUCCGCAUCACAGACGGCUCUCCAUCGGACGGCCACUGGGCGGAGGUCUUCAACACCAAUACUCUUGGCACAUACCACGUUGCGCACUACCUCGUGCCACUGCUGCUAAAGUCUGACACCAAAGCAUUGCUGGUGAUAGGCUCAAUAGCGGCGUGUAUCACGAAAGGCAUGAUAGCGAAUACGAAAUAUUGCGUUAGUAAACUUGCGCAGGCACGGAUUGUGGAGUGUGUUGCGGAACAGUUUGCGGAGCAAGGGUUGUUGGCUGUGAGUGUGCAUCCGGGGGCUGUUGGCAGUGAAAAUGCGCUUGCUACGGCACCGAAGGAGUUUAUUAAAUAUUUGACGGAUGACCCUAACCUGUGCGGCGCGUUUUGCGUCUGGUUGAGUCGGGAUACAGCUCGAUUUUCGUGGUUAAAUGGGAGGUUGGUAAGCGCUACGUGGGAUCCGGAGGAGUUGCUGGCGAAGAAGGAGGAUGUUGUUAAGGGAGAUUUGCUCAAGUUUGAGGCUAGGACGACGCUGGAUUUGUAG
This is a messenger RNA of Talaromyces amestolkiae, 942 nucleotides long. RefSeq lists its product as uncharacterized. Bases 1 to 942 code for a protein of 313 amino acids. Gene Ontology annotation, molecular function: oxidoreductase activity, acting on the CH-OH group of donors, NAD or NADP as acceptor. The record is from RefSeq and is a predicted model, not a curated record. NCBI's taxonomy places the organism in Eukaryota, Fungi, Ascomycota, Eurotiomycetes, Eurotiales, Trichocomaceae. The transcript is spliced from 2 exons.